CAUAAAUUUCAACCCUAAUCCUCUACCUCAUUCUCUUCUCACUCUCUCGAUUUUGCAAGGAUCUGUUUUCCAGCUCCGGGUUCAGUUUCGCGAAGGCUCGAUUGGGUACUCAAGCUAUCAACUUUCUGAUGACAAGCGCAGCUUGGACAAAAAUGAGCUUUGCAAUCAAACAUAGAAAUAUAGAGUUGGGAGUGGGAGAAUCGGGGUGGAGUUGUGGUUAUUUUUUUAAAUAAUUGGAGAUUCUUCCUCACUCUCAGAAGGUGUUGUAUGCCUGCUAGUGUUCUGGAAAGGAUGAGGAGAUCAAAUUUAUUUUCAAUAUUGUUAUUGCUUUGGAGCUUCUUGGAGCAAAUGAGCAAUGGAGCUUGUGGAGCAUGGCUCACCUCAAGGAUUGCUCUAUUGACGAAUUGUAUAAUUUCUCCAAUCAGAUAUGAGUAGUCGCUUUUCUCGCACAAUCUAUGUUGGCAACCUGCCCUCUGAUGUAAGGGAAUCAGAAAUUGAUGAUCUGUUCUACAAGUAUGGCCGCAUAAUGGAAAUUGAAUUGAAAGUUCCUCCUCGCCCUCCGUGUUAUUGUUUUGUUGAGUUUGACAAUGCUCGAGAUGCAGAAGAUGCUAUUCGGGGUAGGGAUGGUUACAACUUUGAUGGCUGUCGAUUAAGGGUGGAGCUUGCCCAUGGAGGUAGGGGGCCAUCAUCAAGUGAUCGACGGGGGUAUGGUGGCAGUGGUGGCGGCGGUGGCGGGGGUGGCGGAGGAGGUGGUGGCGGUGGUGCUGGUGGGGGAAGAUUUGGUGUCUCUCGCCAUUCUGAGUUUCGAGUUAUUGUUCGUGGACUCCCAUCUUCUGCAUCCUGGCAAGAUUUGAAGGAUCAUAUGCGAAAAGCUGGUGAUGUUUGUUUUGCUGAAGUUUCCCGUGAUAGUGAAGGGACUUUUGGCCUUGUUGAUUACACUAAUUAUGAUGACAUGAAAUAUGCUAUUCGAAAACUGGAUGACACUGAGUUCAAAAAUCCUUGGGCAAGAUCAUAUAUUCGGGUGAAGAAGUAUGAGAGCAGUCGUUCAAGGAGCCGCAGCAGAAGCCCCAGCCGGAGCAGAAGUCCAAAAAGGGCUAGAAGUAGAUCUUUGGGGCGAUCUGUGUCCAGGUCACGAUCUAUUUCUAGAUCCAGAUCAGCAUCACCAAUCAAGGCUUCAAGGCCAAAAUCACGAUCACGCUCACCCUCACGUUCAGCAUCUCCACGAUCACCACGCCAGGUUCUGUCAGGGAGUGGUUGAUUUUUGAUGAAUGGUGGUGAUCUCGGAAGCCCCAGCACUGUUCUGAGAAACAUUGGUGUAAUGUUUGAGAUGAUUUGAAUUGUUUAAUGGAUGAUUAUUAUACCAGUUAUUUUCAUGGUUAUCAGUUUAGUUAUUCUCUAGGGUUUAAACUAGACUUGACUUGCUACUACUAUUUAGUCUUGUUUCUAUUGAACAUGAAUGUUGGAUAUUAGACUCCUUAGUAUAAGGAUCCGUUAAAAUCAAA
Vicia villosa (hairy vetch) is the source of this 1502-nucleotide messenger RNA. Its product is annotated as serine/arginine-rich splicing factor SR34A-like. Gene Ontology annotation, molecular function: mRNA binding. The record is from RefSeq and is a predicted model, not a curated record. Gene Ontology annotation, cellular component: ribonucleoprotein complex; cytoplasm; nucleus. NCBI's taxonomy places the organism in Eukaryota, Viridiplantae, Streptophyta, Magnoliopsida, Fabales, Fabaceae. The coding region runs from base 428 to 1258 and encodes 276 amino acids. The transcript has 14 exons.